This is a messenger RNA of Fraxinus pennsylvanica, 1848 nucleotides long. The record is from the annotation of a GenBank genome assembly. NCBI's taxonomy places the organism in Eukaryota, Viridiplantae, Streptophyta, Magnoliopsida, Lamiales, Oleaceae.
AUGAUCUUGUUAGCACCCUUACCCAUACCUGCUGCUGAGCAUCAGACUGAUGAAAAUACAUUCAAUGAAAAUAACUCUUUACCACCAAGACAAGAACACACUAUUCAAGAAAAUGCUCCACAUGUUGAGGAACCAAACUCUCAGCCACCAACUAUUGAACACCCCAUUACUGAGCUACCUACUGCCAGGGAUAACUACAGUCUAACACCUGAGAUUAGUAAUGAAAUUGAUACCCAAAUACAGACACAGAAUCAAAAUACCACAUCUAGUACCCCAAGAAGAAGCAAUAGACAAAGAACCACUCUCCAUUGGCCUCAAGAUUUUGUGACAAUUUUCAGGCACAGUGAUAAUAUUCACCCUACGAAGCUAGGUUUUCAAGAAGAAGAAGAAGAUGAGGGGGAUAUUGCUGAGUUUCAGAUUGAAAGAAACAGGGAAACAGAAAUAGAUACGCAAGAAGCAAUGGCGGUAAAGGGCAAGAGACAACCACACGUAUUGGCUGUUCCGUUUCCAGCUCAAGGACAUGUCCGGCCACUCAUGAAAUUCUGUCUACGAAUUGCCAGUCGAGGGAUUAAGGUUACAUUCGUUAACACGGAAUACAUACAUGCAAAAGUUGUUGCUGCAAUGUCUGAGGAGGAUAAGAAGCAAAACCCGAUACAACUUAUCUCGAUACCAGAUGGAUUGCCACCUGAUGAUGACAGAAGUCCUGGAUUCGAGUUAAUGGAAAGUGUUGUAAGAACGAUGCCGGGAAAUUUGAUGAAUUUGAUAGAGAAAAUUAACGGUCGAAGCAGUGGUGAAAAGAUUACUUGUGUAAUAGCUGAUAUCACAAUUGGAUGGAUACUUGAUGUCACGCAGAAAUUGGGAGCUGAAUCAGUAGUCUUCCAAUCUGCUGCAGCAGCAGGAAUGGCUAUGGUACUUCAAAUUCCGAAGCUUAUUCAAUCAGGAAAUCUUGAUAUAAAUGGAUCUGUCGAGAAAAAUGAAUUGAUCAACCUGUCAGAUAAUAUACCUACCUGGAGAAAAAAUGAACUUUCAUGGAGCUUCCCCGGUGACCCAAAGACUCAAUUGAUAGUGUUUGAAACUUUCAUGGCUGCCGGAAAAACAGCACGUCAUGCUAAGUGGCUGCUCUGCAAUACAUUUUAUGAACUCGAACCAUCAGCUUGUAAUUUGAUUCCCAACUUUCUGCCUAUUGGACCAUUGCUUAGUACUAACAAGUCGAAAUCAUCUGCCACUGGAGGGAGCUUUUGGCUAGAGGAUACAACUUGUUUUAGCUGGCUAGAUAAACAAGCAAUUGGCUCGGUGAUCUAUGUUUCUUUCGGCAGCAUAGCUGUUUUCUCUCAGGACCAGUUAAAUGAACUAGCACUGGCUCUUGAACUUUCAGGCCGGCCAUUUCUAUGGGUCGUUAGAUCAAAUAUUGCCAAUGGAUAUCGUGUCAAGUACCCAAAUGGUUUCCUGGAAAGAGUGGCUAAACGUGCAAAAAUUGUCGAAUGGGCACCUCAGGAAAAAGUAUUAGCUCAUUCUUCUGUCGCCUGUUUUUUAAGCCAUUGUGGAUGGAACUCGACUGUGGAGGGUUUAACCAUGGGAGUCCCUUUCCUAUGUUGGCCUUAUUUUUCGGAUCAAUUCCACAACCAGAAUUACAUUUGUGACUUGUGGAAGAUUGGUUUGAGACUCAAGCCAGACGAGAAUGGACUCAGAUCAAGGCUUGAAAUUUCGACUAAAAUAGAAAUGCUUCUUUCUGACUAUAGUAUUAAAACGAAUGCCAUAAAACUGAAGGAAAUGGCUCUCGAGAGUGUAAGUGGAUCAGGAUCUUCUUCUCAGAAUUUCGAAACAUUUAUCGACCAUCUGAAGAAUUGA